GACCGUUUCCCUAUCAAUCAUCCAUCCUCCGUACUUCUGAAACUCUUUAAAUAGCUAUUUGCUUACAGUACACAGUGGAGGCUCCACGUCAUGGCACACUACCGAGAGGUCAAGCAUCAACUAAAUAGAAGCCUUUUGCUUGUUCCAUGACCCUGUUUCCCACCACGGGAAGUGUCCUCGUUUCUCGCGCCAACCCUGGCCGUUCACUAUGCAUUCUGUAGGAGCAUUGACGGCUUUGACUCUAGUUACCUCUUGUCUUGCUUCCCCUGGCUAUCUCAAGCUCGAUUUUCAGAAAAGGCAUCGAUAUGAAGCAUGGCUGGCUCGUAGAGCAGAGGUGGAUGAUACUGUGGACGGUGUUUUGACCCAAGCUGCCACCAAACUUGAAUAUCUGGUCAACAUCACCGUGGGAACACCUCCACAGAGUCUUGGGGUUACCUUGGACACUGGGUCGUCGGACCUUUGGAUUCCAGCAACCUCGAGUGCUUUGUGCAAGAAAGGUCAGUGUGAUGCUGGCAGCUUUACAUCAACUCAAUCAAGCACGUACAAAGUUGUCGAACGGGGCGGCUUUAACAUUACCUAUGCCGCACCCGGCGACACCGAUGCAGGCGAUUGGGUGAUGGAUACCGUAACAGUCGGAGGAUCACCCUCUAUCAAAAGCCAACAAUUUGGGCUGGCGACAUCCCUCUUCGAUCCUCAUGGGGUGAUGGGCAUUGGCUAUGCCAGCAAUGAAGCACAAAACCCAGAGAAUGUGUACCCAACAGUCCUGGACAACAUGAAGUCGGAUGGCAUCAUCGAUCGGAAAGCCUACAGCCUUUAUCUGAACGACCUUCAAGCCAAUACCGGCGCUGUCAUAUUCGGCGGAGUAGACCCUUCAAAAUACACAGGCGACCUAAUAGCUUUACCCUUCCAGGAAGGCCCAACUGGAGAUUUCACGGAGUUCUAUGUGACACUGACUGGAGUCUCUUUCACCGACCAUGCUGGCUCUACAACACAAUUGACGCCACAAGGGUACGCCCAGGCGGUCUUGCUUGACUCGGGAACUAGCGAGACACUCCUCACUGACGAGGUGUUUUCGGCUAUAGCUAACGGAUUUGGAGCUGUCGAUAUUGGGGACGACGACUACGUCGUUCCGUGUAGCUAUGCGACGGCAAAUGGCAGUAUCAAUUAUUCUUUCGGCGGCGAGGGUGGCAUCAAUAUCAGCGUCCCUAUCUCGCAGCUUGUCGGGGAGCUAGAUAUUCCACCAAAGAAUUUCGGCGACCAAUCCGGCGGGUGUGACUUUGGCUUUGGUCCUCCAAUCGAUGGGGUCUCAAUACUUGGGGAUACCUUCCUCAGGAGUGUCUACGCUGUCUUUGAUCUUGAUAACAACCUUGCUGCUUUGGCUCAGGCGGCCGAGAACAGGACCGACACCUCCAGCAUUGCAGCCAUAUCGUCAGGAACUAGCAUACCGGGAGCCUCAAUGACGGCGACUGCGACAGGUACCCAACUUUCAGGGGCAGCGACCACUGAAUUGCCAGCCGUGCCUACGGCAAGUAUACAGGGAACUGCGCUGGUUUUGCCAGGCACGCCGACGUUCAACGUCGGCGUGACUGUGACUAAAGGGAGCUCGACCGCGACAUCGUCGUCUUCUGGAUCAGCAAACGCCGCCACGCCAGGUGCGGUGUUACUCGGUUUAGGGUUGGCUGCUGGUAUUCUGGGCGUUUCAUGAGGGGUUUCGAUGUGAGUAGGAAACGUAGGACACAGUAAGGGAAUGGUCAAGGAUCACCGAAAGACAAAAGAAGAUCGUGCUGUCAAGUCCGGGGACCCACGAGGCUCACCGCAUUUUGCAAGGAAUGCCGAUGGACGAUAAGACGUUGGGCUAAUCAUAUGCCAUGCGCGAGCGCGUCGGCCGUUAAUUACGCGAUCCUCUCGUCCAUGCAAACACAUACACACACUGUAGUACGAGUACAUAGACAUCUGUUUUCC
This is a messenger RNA of Exophiala oligosperma, 1962 nucleotides long. RefSeq lists its product as uncharacterized. Gene Ontology annotation, biological process: proteolysis. The transcript is spliced from 3 exons. Gene Ontology annotation, molecular function: aspartic-type endopeptidase activity. Bases 209 to 1705 code for a protein of 498 amino acids. The record is from RefSeq and is a predicted model, not a curated record. Lineage: Eukaryota; Fungi; Ascomycota; Eurotiomycetes; Chaetothyriales; Herpotrichiellaceae.